Adineta ricciae is the source of this 1161-nucleotide messenger RNA. The record is from the annotation of a GenBank genome assembly. Lineage: Eukaryota; Metazoa; Rotifera; Eurotatoria; Adinetida; Adinetidae.
AUGUAUCACGUAGUUUUAUCACAAUCUGAAAAAACAAUGAGUGAAAUAAACCGAAUAAUGAAAUUGUUCCAAGAACGAACACGUAAAGAACUUCCAGCUUCGUCAUCACUUACGCAUAUUCAGGAAAAUGAAAUUGCUGAUCAGUUGUUUAAUGUAUUCGAGUCAAUAUGGACAAGCACGUCAUACAAUGAAGAAAAUGAAAUUACCCUCGAUCAUAAUACAAUGGAUAAUGAAAUUGAGGAAUGCGAGGAAGAUUUGGAUUACGAAGCAAAAGACGAAGAAAAUCCGGUGUUCGAAUCAUUUUCUUUGUCAUAUAUGAAGCGAGCGCUUGAUUAUUAUGAUGCAAUUAAUCCAAAAACGGGAAAACGAUCUCAUACAUGGAGAAAUGUUCAGAACAAAUUUAGAAGAAUCAAAGAUCAAUCGUAUAUGUCCCGCGUCCGAGACUAUAUUGAGAAAGGGGGAACGAAGAAACAAAAGGUAGUAACAAAGCGUGAGAUCGUCAAUGAAGCUAAAAUUAAAAAAUCAGCUGAUCAAUUUGUUUCUGAAGUUAAAUCAUUGUUACCUUAUUAUAAUGAAGAUUUCGUAUUUAAUACAGAUCAAGCAGGACUUCAGCUUGAGUUUCCCUCAAUUCGAACUCUCUCAUAUCAAGGAGAAAAGAGGACACUUGCCACCGUACGUUCAGUAAAUGCAACUACUCAUAGUUAUACGGUUCAACCGACGAUAACCAUGAGUGGUAAGAUCUUCGGCCCUGUUUAUAUAUGUCUCAAAGAAGUAAAUGGUCGAAUGAACGAUAAUAUUAAAGCAAAUCUUCCGCAGUUGAAGAAUGUUGUUGUUACAUACAGCGCAUCAGGAAAAUUAACUACGUCAUUAGUUGAAUAUUGGCGUAAUGAGUGUCUUAUUCCAUCACUGACAUCACAGUCUGUAUUACUUCUUUCUGAUAGUUGGCCUGGACAGACAUAUGGAAAAGGCAUUUAUGAAUCAAUUAAAAGACUUAAGCGACUAGAAAUUCCAUGGAAAACAACUUCUACCAUUCAGCCGCUAGACGUCUUCUUUAAUAGACAAUGGAGAGUGAUCGUUCGUAGGGUUCACAAGCGUCUUCUUCUUGAUGAAAUAGAUAUUCAUCUUGCACAAAGAAACGUAGUUCAGUAUGUCGAAGACUGA